CGGGGAGGCCAUAGGAGAGGAGAGGAGGGGUAUAAAAGGGUGGCGGAGGAGGGAGGGAGAAGGCGGCCUCCCCCGAGGUAAACACACGCCAGUCCUGCUCGGGUGAUGGCCCAGGCUGCUCCCUCCGCCUCCACACUCCCUCAUUUUGGCCCUCCCAGGCACCAGUUCCUGCCCCGAUGGUCUGCCAGGUGGUGUGAGACCACUCCACCCACACACCAUGAACUUCGGCAGGCAGUUGAAGCGGGUCAAGCAGCAGGCGGACCAUCUGUUCCUGCGGAGUGAUCGGACGGAUGUAGUGGGUGAGCUUCGGACUGCAGAGGAGCAGGUGGAGGAGCUACGGUUAUUGUGUGAAGCUUACACAAGGUCCCUGGAGAAAUGUCUUCACACGCACUCCACAGCCGACGAGAAGAAGUUGGUUAGUAAAGAGAAAAGUGCCAGAGUAUCAAGCAGCCGAGGCACUCAAAGAAGCACUCAACUGCCUUCCUCCGGUGGAGAACCCCGACCACCAGGACCUACUCAGUGUUGUCACAAGAUAAAAAAAAUGCAUCAUGGCUUCAAAUUUUAUUUUAGUUUAUUUUUCUGCAAAUUGCAGGUGGGUCUGGACCUGGAUGCAGCGAAAACACGGUGGCGGAAUUCGCAGGCCAAUCCCGGUCCCAAUGCCAAGAUGGACACCUACCGUGAGGAGCUGGAGGAGGCCGAGACCAAACUCGAUCAGGCACGGGACACGUAUGCAUGUGACAUAUUUAGUUUGAUGGCACGGGAACGUGAAAUAACUCAAUAUAUGUGUGGUUACCUGGAACUUCAACGGGAGUUUAUGCAAAAGACUCUAUCAAAGUUAGACCGCGUGUUACCGGACAUGAGGCAACAGCUGGAGGCCUCCUCCAGUAGUCCUGCCUUUGGUGUUCCCCUUCACGAUCACCUUAAGAUCACCCAGCAGGAAAUAGCUGUCCCUCUGCAAGUAUGUGUGCGGCGUCUUUUAGAAGUUGGCCUUUUUGAAGAGGGUCUCUUUCGUGUGGCCGGUAGCACUUCCAAGGUCCGACGCCUCAAGGGAGCUUUUGAUGCUAAUUUGGUGACUAUUGAAACUCUAGCUCAAGCUGAUGAACAUGAUCGUGACUAUGAUGUACACGUAGUUGCUGGAGCACUGAAGUGUUACUUGCGAGAGUUGCCAGAACCCUUGCUCACUCACGUCCUCCAUGAUCAGUGGUUGGAAGCGGUGAGACAGGCAGAUCACCAGCUACGUCUCAAAGCCCUGUGGCUUGUUGUGAACCAGCUUCCGCCUACCAAUUUGGCCAAUCUUCGAUACCUUGUCAAGUUCCUAGCCAAGUUGGCAGCCAAUUCUAGUUGUAACAAGAUGUCCCCCAGUAACAUUGCUAUUGUUAUGGCUCCUAACCUGAUAUGGGAUCAGCGCGAUGCUGAAGAGCAACCGGACAUGUCAACUCUGGGUCGUAAUAUGAGCCUCACUGGUGACUAUCGAUCUAUUGUUGAUCAUCUUGUAGAAUAUAGUGAUUACUUCUUUAAGGAGGAAAUAGACUUUGGUGUUAUACCACGAGUGCCUCCCUCUCCAUCCAGAGUUCAUGCUGAACCCAACGGCUCUUUACCUCUCUCUACUCAGCAUGGCCGAACAGGACCCCAAACUCACCGUCGAAAUGCCAGUGCAGAUCUAACUGGCCGUGUAGAUAAUAUGAGUUCGUCAAUGAUUGUUCCCUCAACUUCUGAUUCUUGUGAAAGUCCCAAGCAGCCGCAGAGAACAAAAAAGAAGCAGGCGCCGAGACCUCCACAACCUAGACCAACGAGUACACAUGGGUCCUUUGGCGGUCAUGAUAGCCAAAUUUCAGGUGGGAGUUCCAACAGUGCCUCAGGCUCACCAGAACAGGGUAGGAGUAACACCCCGCCUCGGGAAACCAUGUCACAGAUCUUGGUGCCUGCACCUGCGGCCAGACUACACCACAGUAAUAGUAUAAGGAGACCAACUGCAGAACCUCCCAAACCUCCUGGAGCUCCUACUAAACCCCCAAGACCCAGCCCUCCCACUGUAGAACAUCUAGAACGAUCAGCAAUAGCACAACAGUAUUCAGAGCUGAAGCCGGAAGCUAAAGUGGUCCCCAUUGGCUUUGAGCAAAUACAUACUUCUAAGGAAACGGAUAUAAUUUUUGAUGAUAGUGAAGUUGUCCUCAGGAAAAAACACACAGAAGGAGUAGGUCCCAUAGGUUUUGUAGUAGAUGGUAAGACUGAAAGAGAAGAUGAGGAUACUUCCCGAUCAUUUCGCAAAUCUUUAGAAAGUGUGUUACAACUGCAGGCUGCUGGGCAGCCUGUUGCGUUACCCCGCCACAACUCCGGUUCCUCCGUCACCAGUGAAGGAGAAACAGGACCAGCAGCUGCCAUUCCUCUGCCACGUCUUGCCUCUGCUGGAGAGAGUAGUUUACGUCCAGUGAUACCUCCUACUCCAGUCCAGCGCACCACCAUUCCUGCCAUUCCUGUAGCACAAACAGCUCAACGGGUCACUAGGGAUAUUAACCAAUCUGCUGCACCAGAUCGACCAGAACAAACGCAAAGACCAGAUAAGCCUGCUUUGCCAGAGAAGCCUUGCCUAAUGACUCGCUCAACAAUACUGGCAGACCAUCCCAAGCCACUGAUUCCUGAACGUCCAGCGGCAGUGCCACAUCGACCUUCUGCUGUCACUUCUAGUGUUACUGGCCAGACUCAGCUUCCAGCACCAGAUGCUGGUGUUGACAUUGGGUCCAAGGACAAGGAUGACCUAGCCCCACAGCCUGAGGAAGAUGCUGGUAGUGGUGUAAGCGACGAGGAUAACGAAGCACCCGUGCUGGAAACAACCCAUAUGUAUUCCAUUGAUAAACAGGAGGUGGCCAUUGUGCAAGUGGGUAAUGGUGGCACUCUUCAAGUAGGUGGUGUCAACGAGAGCGGUGAGAAACCAGGAAAACCUGCCAAGCCUGAGAAGCGUCCAAAUAUCCUCCCCCGUCCCCCGUCCCUCACCUCAGACCAGUUGGAAUCUGUAGGAUCACUCGGGUCACUCUCAGGUACAAGUGGUAAGAGCAGUGCAUCAGGAAAGUUCACGUGGCCCCCACCUCACGAUGCAACUGCCUCCCCACCUGCCGAAGAUGAUGCUGCUGCUGCUGCUGCUCCAGAUUCCACAAAACUAUAAUUAGCAACAAAAAUUCCCUGCGACAGUAUGGUGCUUGUACAGUUAGUGUAUGUGACGAAUUACAUACACUAACGAACAGCUGUUCCAGGCUGUUUUUACUUGAGUAAACACUUGCACCGAUGGAAAUGAGGUGUCCAUACAGAGUCAAGCAAGUCUGGUCUUUCAUACUUCAGUGGUUGUGUUAUACUAAAAUGAUCCCAUUCAGUAAUGUGGCAAUAAUGUGGAAGUAUAAAUGUGUCUUGGGUGCUUGUUAACUCGUUCAUGCUGACACUUAUGGCCAAGAGCACUAUAGAGCAAGUGCUGAUUAAAACAAUGUUGGCUAACAAAAUAGUUAAGGUGGUUGUGAACCAUUCAUCACUAGUGUGUUUCCAGCUGGAGAGAGAUGCAUGUUAUGUAAAACAAAUUUGUGCACAAUUAUUACUUUCAGUGUAAUUCUUGUGUAAAUUACAUUGGCAAUACUGGUACUCGCCUAGCUGUACCCACCUAGUUGUGCUCAUGGGGGGGUUGAGGUUUGGCUUUUUGGUCCAACCUCCAAACUGGCGAUCACCUGGUGUACAGGUUCCUGAGCCUAUUGGGCUCCAUCAUAUCUACAGCUGUAACUAUGUAUGGAGUCUGCCUCCACCACUUUACUUGGUGAUGCUCAAGUGGUGCAAACCAGGUGAAGACGGUCUUCCCCACUGCUAGGCAUGGGUAGAAUUUGGCCAUGUUUUGGUGUAUGUAAAGUCAGGGGAGAGAGGGAGAGGGUAAGAGAGAGAGAGAAAGAGAGGGGGGGAGGGUAGGAGAGAGAGAAGAGGGGGUGGGUAAGAGA
Molecule: messenger RNA, 3968 nt
Organism: Procambarus clarkii (red swamp crayfish)
Lineage: Eukaryota; Metazoa; Arthropoda; Malacostraca; Decapoda; Cambaridae
Source: RefSeq, a predicted model, not a curated record